AUCAACUUCCAUAUCCUCUCACCCAUCUCUCUCUUCUUCACUCUAGCUCACUCGUAGCACACAUUCAAAUUUACAGACCUCAACGUUCCAAUACAGAAUCUGAAGGACGCAACCAUGAGGGUAGUGUUGAUCGCCGUCGCUCUAUUCUGCGCCAUUGUUUCAACUACUGUUGUUGAUUCCUGCUUACCAACAGACCUGGCAGCACUCAAAGCCGUCAAGGCCUCACUCACCGAAUCCAAACUCGGCCUCUUCAAUACAUGGUCCGGCACCGACUGCUGCCUCAACUGGUACGGCGUCAGCUGCGACCCUUCAACUCGCCGUGUCGUCGACAUUAACCUCCGCGGCGAGUCCGAGGACCCCAUUCUCUCCAAGUCCGGCCAGUCCGGCUUCAUGUCCGGCUCCAUUGCCCCCGAGAUUUGUAACCUCGACAGCCUCACCACCCUCGUCCUCGCCGACUGGAAGGGAAUCACCGGCAACAUCCCCCAAUGCCUCACCUUCCUCUCUUCCCUCCGAGUCCUCGACCUCAUCGGAAACAAAAUCUCCGGCGUAAUUCCGGCCGAUAUCGGCAAGCUCAAGAUGCUCAGAGUCCUCAACCUUGCCGACAACCAGAUCUCUGGCCAGAUUCCGGCCAGCAUGAUCAACCUCGCCGGGUUAAUGCACCUGGACCUCCGCAACAACAGACUCUCAGGCGAAAUUCCGGCCGGAUUUUCGAAGCUACAAAUGUUGAGCAGAGCAUUGCUGAGCGGGAACCAACUUACCGGAUCUGUCCCCGAGUCCAUCGGCAACAUGCCUCGCUUAGCUGACCUGGACCUGUCGAGGAACCAGAUCUCGGGUUCGAUACCAGACAGUCUCGGAAAAAUGCGGGUUCUGUCGACACUCAACUUGGACGGAAACUCAAUUUCCGGACAGUUACCGUCGGCGUUGUUGAGCAACCAUGGUUUGGGUAUCCUGAACUUGAGCCGGAACAGCAUUGGGGGUAACAUCCCUGACGUGUUUCACGGAAAUUCUUACUUCAUGGCUCUGGACUUGUCGUACAACAAUUUGAAGGGGGCGAUACCACGUACGCUGUCGUCGGCGAAGUAUAUCGGACACCUGGAUCUGAGCCACAACCACCUGUGCGGGAACAUUCCGGUGGGUGAUCCCUUCGAUCAUCUGGAAGAGCCGUCGUUUGCCAACAACGAUUGUCUCUGCGGGAAUCCGUUGAAGACUUGUUGAUGAUAAGUUAAUAGUUACCGUUUGGGUCCAAGAUUCCGGGAUGUACGUGGACGUGGGUUUGAUUUGUGUAAUUGUGUAUUAUUAUUUGUGACAGUGAAUCAAAAUUUAAAUCUAUGCUUCUGUAAAUUUCUGUCGUGAGUUGAAAGACAGAUACGGCAGAUCAGAUGCAUGCACGUGAAAUUAUAGCAUACCGAGUGAUUGAGUGAGUGAGUAAACAUAUUCGCCUACUUUAUUUGUGGAGGUUGUAUAUUGUAUUAUCUCAUGAUAAUUUUAUCAAUUAUGAAGA
Messenger RNA from Rosa chinensis, 1501 nucleotides. Its product is annotated as DNA damage-repair/toleration protein DRT100. The transcript has a single exon. The record is from RefSeq and is a predicted model, not a curated record. Lineage: Eukaryota; Viridiplantae; Streptophyta; Magnoliopsida; Rosales; Rosaceae. The coding region runs from base 115 to 1215 and encodes 366 amino acids. Gene Ontology annotation, molecular function: protein binding.